GCUUCAGAGGACACCUAGAUUAUUGCUGACCCUUGAGAUUUAGUCAGUACUGUAUGCACAAUGGGAUUCGGGACUGUUAUUAUAAAUACUGGCAAAAUCGGAACUUCUCUCCAGACCGUAGCUCUGUCCGGACAGAGUACUCAAUAAUGCGACUCAUUGGAGUUAUUCUGCUUGCUCUGUUGGCAAGAGCGCAGGAUCCCUCUUGCAAAUAUUUGGGUAGUGCCGAAGUUCCUGAUCUAUCAAAAGAGGGAGACAUCAUAAUCGGAGGUAUCUUCUCAUAUGACACUUUGAAUAUCGAAGUGAAGCAUGAAUUCAAAGUUAAACCAACACUUUUCAAAUGCAAGCGAAAGAACUACAGGGAAUAUAAGCUUGCCCGUACGAUGGUCUUCACCAUUGCGGAGAUUAACAGGAAUAACAAGCUGCUCCCAGGUGUCACACUGGGCUACAGGAUCUACAAUGCCUGUGGAGACACCAACAUCCUCAAUGCAGCGUUGGCGGCUGCAGCUGGGCCAGAGAACUGCAGCAGUGCCAGGGUGCAGGCACUAAUCGGCCCCCCCUCAUCAGGAGCCAGUAGCACAGCCGGAAAAGCCAUUGCCCCUUUACACAUUCCACUGGUGAGAAUCACUGUACAGUUCUGCUGA
Messenger RNA from Paramormyrops kingsleyae, 641 nucleotides. The record is from RefSeq and is a predicted model, not a curated record. Lineage: Eukaryota; Metazoa; Chordata; Actinopteri; Osteoglossiformes; Mormyridae.